Molecule: messenger RNA, 1247 nt
Organism: Bipolaris sorokiniana ND90Pr
Lineage: Eukaryota; Fungi; Ascomycota; Dothideomycetes; Pleosporales; Pleosporaceae
Exons: 2
Coding region: 204-1247 (347 amino acids)
Molecular function (GO): hydrolase activity
Source: RefSeq, a predicted model, not a curated record
CUCUCAAUGCUAGUACUAUGAGACUUACUAAUUGAAUCAUAGACCUGCAAACCUUCUCUACUCAUGCAUCUUCAUAUGGAGGCCAUAAAUAGCCUCCACAAUAAUACGCGUGUUGCAUUGAACAAUCAGUUAAGCUUUACCAACUGCGGAAUGCGUAUUUGAUCUGGUGUUGUGCUGAAUGGUUCGACCAUGUCUAAUGAACCAUGGUUUUUUAUGUGCAUAGGAGCCGAGGGCUAUACAUAACCAUAAAUAUGCUGAUUUGCACAUGUCUUGUAACUUCAACACAACACAAAAUGCCGAAGCGUUCCAUCUGCCACAUCUCAAGCUCUUCCUCAUGGUUAAAAGACCCCGAAAAGCGUGUUUGGAUCGACUAUGAUCGCCCUCUUUCAACACCCGUCCGCUUCCUUAUACUUUCCGACACGCAUGGCGCCGACUUACCGUCGAAUCUUCCUCCAUGCGACGUGCUCCUCCAUUGUGGUGAUCUGACCGAAGACGGGACUCCAGAAAGCAUCUUCGCCGCUCUUCGGAACGUGGGCAAUAUGGAAGCCAAAUUGAGACUCGUCAUCGCUGGCAACCAUGAUAUCUCCCUGGAAAAAGGGUACUGGGUAUCGCAAGGUGGAGCAGAAUCCGAUUCAGAAAGAGCGCAGGCGCUGUUUAACCCGGAAUGCGGAACUAACCAACAUGGGAUCACUUUUCUCUCUGAGGGUACUCAUACUUUCAAUCUACCAUGCGGCGCUGUCUUCAAAAUCUAUGCCUCACCAUACACUCCUGGAUGCGGUACAUCGGCGAAAAACGCUGGCACUGAGACCUCGAUUAUCCCAGAGAAUGUCGACAUUGUCAUGACCCAUGGGCCACCAAAGUAUAUUCUAGAUGAGACCGCCGGUGACAGUGCAGGAUGUGAGCAUCUACGAAACGCCAUAGUGCGAGUAAAACCCAGGUUACAUUGUUUCGGGCACAUUCAUAUUCCGCGGGAAGGCUGGAUCUAUCAAGCGCACAGGUUGGCAUACAAAGACCCGGCGAAACUGGAAAGUGGUGGCUCCGAGCUAAUAGCCAACAUCUUCAAAGAUUGGGUAGGGUCAAACCAAGCUCGCAAGAGAGGAUUCAAAUGCUUAUCUCCAGGCGCUGCACAAGAUUUCCGUGCGAGCAAGCAGCAAACGCUGUGCGUCAAUGGUGCAAUGGAGAGUAAGAAGGGGAAGCUUGAACAUCUAUCGUGGUUCGUUACCUUAGACUUGCCGGUAAGAAGGUAG